ACGAGCGUUACACAUUAUUCUUAAAAGUUUCAAGUAUUUGAAUAAUGAAUACCAUUUAUAGAAAUUUAUCGGUACCAUUACGACAUUUAAUAGUAUUUACAGCGAAUCCAAUAUUUCAAAGAGGCUCAGUUAGGAGAUUGACUAUGGAAAUCGAUAGAGAAGAAUUAAAAAAACGUUUGACGUCGUUACAGUGGCACGUCACACAGGAAAAAGGUACAGAGAGACCUUUUUCUGGUUGCUACAACAAAUUCUAUGAGAAAGGCACAUACACUUGUAUAAUUUGUGAUCAAGAAUUAUUUUCUUCUGACACAAAGUACGACAGUGGUUGUGGUUGGCCUGCAUUCAAUGAAGUAUUAGAUCAGGGACGAGUCAAGUUAACCAAAGAUACUUCACAUGUUGGUGGAAAUCUACUACUGCUGAUCGCAAACCCAGAUAUGGUGCGGACCGAGGUGACCUGUUCAAAGUGUGAAGCUCAUUUGGGACACGUAUUCAAUGAUGGGCCAAAACCUACAAGAAAGCGAUUUUGUAUCAAUUCUGCAUCUAUAAACUUCCAUGCAGCAGGAGAGGAGAAGAAGACAACAUCAUAAAACUGGCAGAACACAAAAUUUUAAACUGCUUAAGAAAUUUAAUGUAAUUCGUACUAUAAAAAGAU
Messenger RNA from Eufriesea mexicana, 652 nucleotides. RefSeq names its product methionine sulfoxide reductase SelR (gene SelR). Gene Ontology annotation, biological process: response to oxidative stress; protein repair. The transcript has 4 exons. Gene Ontology annotation, molecular function: peptide-methionine (R)-S-oxide reductase activity. The record is from RefSeq and is a predicted model, not a curated record. Lineage: Eukaryota; Metazoa; Arthropoda; Insecta; Hymenoptera; Apidae. Gene Ontology annotation, cellular component: cytoplasm. The coding region runs from base 45 to 587 and encodes 180 amino acids.